Zootoca vivipara (common lizard) is the source of this 6536-nucleotide messenger RNA. It is a transcript of the gene GPC6, whose product is annotated as glypican 6. Gene Ontology annotation, cellular component: plasma membrane; cell surface; extracellular region. The record is from RefSeq and is a predicted model, not a curated record. Gene Ontology annotation, biological process: cell migration; regulation of signal transduction; regulation of protein localization to membrane. NCBI's taxonomy places the organism in Eukaryota, Metazoa, Chordata, Lepidosauria, Squamata, Lacertidae.
UCGGGUGCGCCCUCCUCCUUUGCCUUCCCAGCCGGCUUCGCAAAGUUUGGCCGCGACGGGAGGGGGGCUCCCGGUUGCUCUUUCCCCCGCGGGGGUGCGCUCUGUCGAGGCGCGCACGGCUGCGCAGGACUCGGGGCUCUGGUAGAAGGCUCUUCCGUGGGAUUUAUCUUUCCAAGUGGAUUUGGCGAGGGGCUCUCUUUUUGGGGGUUGGAGGCGGGGGUGAAAGAAGAAGGGUGUCUCUUUUCUUUCUUUUUGGUCUGUUCUUUUCCCCUUUUUUGGGCAUCAUGGUUCCUUGGAUCGGGGCGCUGCUCGGGGCGCUGCUGGGUCUGCUGCUGUCGCUGCGCGCCGGAGCGGCGGACGCGAAAGCGCGGAGCUGCGGCGAGGUGAGGGAGGCGUACAAAGCCAAAGGAUUCAGCCUGCUCAACAUCCCCUAUCAGGAGAUCGCAGGGGAACAUUUGAGAAUCUGCCCUCAGGAAUAUACAUGCUGCACAUCAGAAAUGGAAGACAAGCUAAGCCAGCAAAGCAAACUGGAAUUUGAAAACUUGGUGGAGGAGACGAGUCAUUUUGUGCGCACAACCUUUGUGUCCAGGCACAAGAAAUUUGAUGAAUUUUUCCGAGAACUCCUGGAGAAUGCCGAAAGAUCUUUAAAUGAUAUGUUUGUACGGACAUACGGCAUGCUGUACAUGCAGAAUUCGGAAGUGUUCCAGGACCUCUUCAUAGAACUGAAACGGUAUUAUACGGGAGGCAACGUGAACUUGGAGGAAAUGUUGAAUGACUUCUGGGCUCGGCUAUUAGAGCGAAUGUUCCAGCUCAUCAACCCCCACUAUCAUUUCUCGGAGGACUACCUGGAGUGUGUAAGCAAAUACACAGACCAGCUUAAACCUUUCGGAGACGUGCCCAGGAAACUGAAGGUUCAAGUGACAAGAGCUUUCAUCGCUGCCAGGACCUUUGUUCAGGGGCUGACCGUAGGCAGAGAAGUUGCUAACAGAGUAUCUAAGGUCAGCCCUACCCCGGGAUGCAUCCGAGCCCUAAUGAAGAUGCUUUACUGCCCUUACUGCCGGGGACUUCCCACUGUGAAACCUUGCAACAACUAUUGCCUCAACGUAAUGAAGGGCUGCCUUGCAAACCAAGCUGAUUUGGAUACAGAAUGGAAUCUCUUCGUAGAUGCUAUGCUUUUGGUAGCAGACAGAUUAGAGGGACCAUUCAACAUUGAAUCUGUUAUGGAUCCUAUUGAUGUCAAGAUUUCUGAAGCCAUCAUGAACAUGCAAGAAAACAGUGUACACGUGACAGCAAAGGUCUUUCAAGGAUGUGGACAGCCUAAACCAGCUCCAGCUUUAAGAUCCUCCCGCUCUGUUCCGGAUACCUUUAAUACCCGCUUUCGACCCUAUAAUCCUGAGGAAAGACCAACAACAGCUGCUGGUACAAGUUUGGACAGGCUGGUAAUUGACAUUAAAGAAAAACUGAAGCUUUCCAAAAAGUUCUGGUCAACUUUACCAUACAGUAUCUGCAAAGAAGAAAGAGUGACAGCAGGCCUGUCCAAUGAGGAGGACUGCUGGAAUGGGCACACCAAAGCUAAAUACCUCCCAGAGAUCAUGAAUGAUGGGCUCACCAACCAGAUCAACAAUCCUGAGGUUGACGUCGACAUCACCAGGCCCGACACCUACAUAAGGCAGCAGAUCAUGGCCCUGAGAGUCAUGACGAACAAACUCAAGAACGCGUACAAUGGAAACGAUGUGAAUUUUCAGGACACAAGUGAAGAGACCAGUGGCUCGGGAAGCGGAAGCGGUUGCACGGAUGACAUUUGUCCCACAGAGUUUGAAUUCAUCCCCACGGACGCACCCCUCGUCGAUUCAGACAGAAGGGAAGAGGACUCGUCUUCAGCCAGCCAGCCCAGUUGGUCAGCACUCACGUGGUUUGUCAUCUGCCUGGUCCUCCUACUGCAAAAACAGUGCAGAUAAUCCUGGCUCUGGCCAGCGAUGACUGCCUUUUAGCUUUCGGGAAAUAAAAACAAAAACAGCCAACUUUCUCUUUUUCUUAUGCUCUUGGGCAACGGACCAUGCCACAAAUACUUACAGUUUUCUACUAGAAGAGAGAGGCACUGCAAACCUGCUCCCCUUUGUGCGUUUCCAAAGAGCACCAGGUGCCAGAGUGACCUUUCCCUGUUUCCUUCAGAUAGCUGUGAUGAAGACGCUGUCCGCUCCUCGGCGAGAUCUCACGUUUUUCUCACGUUUUUAUUACAGGAGACUUUUCAGAGCUUCAUUUGCUUUUAUGCUGCAGGAAGAAAAAGGGGGGGGGAGGCGGGAAAGGGUGAAGGGUACAAAGUGUGGGUUUUCCAUUACAAUGAAAAAAGAGAAGAGAAAUGAAAUAAAGAACGUCACACACACACACACACACCAAAAUCAAGCUAAGUCCAAGGUCCCCCAAAAUAGCAAAAUGUGACUUCAAACAUAUACAUAAAAAAAAAACAAGGAGUGCUUCUGUAUCGCACUUCAGAUCACCGAAAUGAUCUUUACUAUUGCGGGAGUGUCUUUUGAAUUUUUUUAUUAUUUGCACUCCAUUGGCCAUAAAUAGAAGACUUGCCAAGAGGUCCAAAACAAAAGCAGGAAUCAAGGAACAUCAUUUGUCUCAGAAUAUUCACGUUGUUUAGCACACUUCUUAUUUGAAUUCUAACACGCUUUGUCCUAGUUGGUUUUACCCCUUAGCCAUGGUAUGUAAUUGACAAAGGCCCAUCACCAUCUGGUUUGUAGCAAAGUCUUAACAAUGCUUGAAAAGUUUUAACUCGAGGGUUUUGACAUAAAAAACUAAUUUCUUGCGAUAGAAUCUCUCCUUUUUCUUUAGCUGCAGGUUUGGCAUCAAGCAGAAAUUCCUGCAACUGUGUUCAUUACCUUAACCAAAUGGCAGUUUUCCAAGGAACUCAUAACAGUAAUUGGAUCAAUAUGUUAGUUUUGCAUAGAAACGGCAUCCUUCGUAUCUAUUAGUUUCUGUAUCAGAAGGGAACUCUGUUGCUAAAACGUCAACACAAGUAUAAUAUAUAUAUAUAUAGUAGUGACAUGGAAAAUUUCUUUCACUUUUUUAGUCUUAGUAUGAUCAUCUAUUUUUAUAUAUAUGAAUAUUAUAUAUAUAUAUAUAAAUCACAGGUUUUAACUUCUUAAUUACAAGCUCAGGGUUGACACAUCUUUGUAUGGGGGGAAAAUGUUUUGUCAACCGGCUUUUAUUUUUGUUGUUCUGCUUAGGAAGAGUCGUCUUUUCAUGACUGGCAAGUGCAAGAAUCAGAAAGGCAACUUUCCUGCAUUUUCAUUGAUUCAUUUCUUUACGGAGUUGCAAGGGGGUGUCUCUCUCCCUCUUCUGUGUCUGUGCAUUUGCGUGAGCACGUGCAACGCAGACAUGGAAAUGCAGUGCGACUUUGUGGUGAUAAUUUGUACUCUUGUGUGCUUCCUUCAAAAGCCAAUUUGACUGCCUACUUGAUGAUAGCAGCCCCAGGAUGUGUCUGGGUAGCAGGAUCUGACGUAAAAGAAAGUGUUCGAGCCCUGGGCUGUGAUCCUGUUCCCAUACGCAUAAAUAUUACGCUCCUUUGCUGCACUGCUAUUGGCGAUCCUAUUGAUAAUGUCUGAAAAGCCUCUGUGUGUUGUAUCACACCUGUGUACCAGGAAUGGCGAGGCUAAGACAUUAGCAUGUUGCAAGGUGAGAUCUCAGAGGCACUGCUGGCAAAUAGAAGCAGCAGGGGCUAGGAUAUCAGCAUAAAUUCUAACCCCCCCCCUUGCCAUGCUAGGCAUAGUGUAAAGGUAGCAUGGCAAGGGAGGGGGGAGAUUUAUGCAGAUGUCCUAGCCAUGUUCAGAGGGCCCAGGAUCACAACCUAAUAAUAAACAUGAGUGAGCAGGCCCAAACCGGAUCCUUGCUACCUUACAUGGCUAUACAGAAAUCCAAGUGAGUUCAAAAGGGCUUACUCCUGUGUCAAUAGGUAUAGGAUUACAGCCUCAUUGAAAAGGGAUUUGUUACAAAUAGGUGGCCCAGUUUGGAUUGCUCUUCAAGCAGAGAGAGAGAGAGAGAGAGAGAGAGAGAGAGAGAGAGAGAGAGAGAGAGAGAAGUUGGUGGAACACUUUCAAGGAAGCGGCUCACAUUGCUGUUAAGGCUUUGACCGUAUAAAUUGUACAUGUUUCAAAAUAAUUGUCUCCUCAUCUCAUUAUAAUUAGCUAUCGAUUUAGUAAUAAAAGUAGUAGGCACACAGCACAAAUGUAUAAAGUAUACUUAAGCACUUUUAACACUCCCCUUUCCCCCUAAAAUGAGCAUAUAUGCAGCUAACAAUUAAAUGCUAUGUCCCGUAAGUAAACAAAAGGCAGAGGUUUUGAUUCUCAAAAAGAGGUUUAUUCUGGGUUUAUUAUUAUUUUUAUUAUUUAAAAUUUUAUAACCCCCCCAACCCUGUCACCCCUAUUCGCAGUUACAUGGUGGUAGUGGUGGUUGCUUAAGUAAAGGCACCUUUUGACUGUACAUCAGCUGUUGAAUCUUUCUUGAAUUGAACAUUUUUAUAGGUUACACACAAAUUCAGAAUCUCUAGUUGAGAAUAUGGAUAUAAUGGACUGCCUUGUUGUAUGCGAUUCGGCCAAUGGUCCGUUUACUAUCUGCUCUGGCUGGCUGGCUGCAGCUCUGUCUCAGGUAGAGACUACUUGCAGACCGUUUCUUAAGGGGUUUUUAACUGAGCAUGUGAGUGGUUGAACUUAGGGCCUUAUAUGCACCUAUCCUGUCCCACUGAGGAAUGGCCCUUCCCUUCACCUGCCUAAGGUGUUAAGAAAAAGGAUGCAGUAAACACCAUAGGCUGAUUCCCCACAAGUAACUUCGUCUACCUAUUAAUGCUAAACCAUCUUCCUUGUCACAGAGAGAGCCAGCAGUUAAUCACCCUACAACUAAUUGUAUCCCAUUUAUUUUUAAGUUUCUUGAUUUAUGUUUAUCAUCUUGAUUUAUGUUUAACAUCUUAUCUUGUAGCUCAGCCUUAUUAUCCUUGGGGAUGCCAGUGACGCUGUGGUCUAAACCACUGAGCCUCUUGGGCUUGCCAAUCAGAAGGUCGAUGGUUCAAAUCCCUGCGACGAAGUGAGCUCCCGUUGCUCUGUCCCAGCUCCUGCCAACUUAGCAGUUCAAAAGUACGCCAGUGCACAUAGAUAAAUAGGUACCACUGUGGUGGGAAGGCAAACAGCAUUUCUGUGUGCUCUGAGUUCCGUUGCGCCAGAAGCGUUUAGUCCUGCUGGCCACAUGACCCGGAAUGCUGUCUGUGGACAAACACCAGCUCCCUUGGCCUGAAAGCGAGAUGAGCGCAGCAACCCCAUAGUUGCCUUUGGCUGGACUUAACCAUCCAAGGGUCCUUUACCUUUACCUUUUUUUAAAAUCCUUGGACACUUCAGUACACUUAUCCAGCAUGUUCCAGCAUGCCAGGAUUCUUCUUGGGCCUUUUCCAAUGUAAUGAAAUAUUGAUAAAACAGAGUCCAGUUUCACUUUCAUCUAAUUAUGCUAUAGGUAAAUAUAAUAUAACCCCAUGUAUCCUCGUCUGCUACUCCACAUUACAACUCCUUAACACAAUUGAGACAAGUGGCAAGAGAAAUCGUAGAGCCCUGUUUUUUAAAAAAAACAAAACAAAACACAUAGUCCACUCUGUCAUUUGCCUUCUUCUAAAAUGCUUUCCUCUUCACAGACAUUUCUAAGGGAAGGCAUUGUGGGGCUGCUCUCCACUCCGUUGCCCCUUACUGCAGACUCUACCCACUUCUGGGCAAUCGGACAGUCUUGCCUUGAUACUAGAACUGUAAGGCAACUUCUGCUGUGUGGAACGAUAUCGUUCCACUGAUGUUUGUAGGAAGGAACCACAUGGGCCAAAGAUGACUGGUGCGGUUACUUUUCCCCUACCAGCUGAUACACGAAGGUGCCGCUUCACUGGCCUGUCACAGAUGCUUCCUUUCUACGAACAUUAACAGAGCCAUGUGAGAUCCAGUCGCAUUGAAAGGGUGCUCACAACCGCACUGCAUUAACAUACGACUUGGUCUGAGUAUUCAUAGAGAUGGUAGUAACCUAGCUGCAUAUUCAGCGUCGCAAGAGAACAAAUGGUGAUGAAACGAGGAGCAUGCAGCCCUAGUGAGUUUCUCAAGAGAGGGCAAUUUUUAUCUGGAUUCAGGAUGGCAUCCAUUCACGAAGAUGCUAGGUGCUAUGCAAUAGUAAUGGUUCUACUUCCCCACCCUGAGACUGGCAUUGGCUGAGGAUGCCAGGUAACAUGGAAAUAAGUUAACAUGCCUCCAUCCAUCAUAUUUUGCUCAUAGUUCAUUGAUUAGCAUGUGAGUUAAAUCAGGGAUGAGUUUGUCCGGUCGUAGUUCUCUGUUUAUUUCUCCACAGUAGAUAUGGUGAUCGCUUUGUGCGAGAUGUGCACAUAAUUCUCCAAUAUUCCCUAAAGCUUGAAUUGUCUCUUUUUUCCACACCUCAGAUUGUCUUGGAAUGUGAAGGAGCUAUUAAAUCUACGGAGCGUGUUGGAUUUUGGAGUUAGGAAAUAAAAAUUUAAAAACCUG